AUGAAAGUCCUUCACUUACUCACAACGACCAUCCUCGCUGCCUGUGUAGAUGCGCGCAGGCGAGUGACCUUCACAUCCUCCGCCGCCAAUGGCACUGAACUUGUGGGAUAUCACUACGCACCCGCUCAUCAGAACGGACCCGCACCAGCUGUGAUCAUCGCCCAUGGUCUCGGAGGUCUCCAGUCCUCUCGUCUGCAACCCUACGCCGAGAGAUUCGCCAAAGCAGGCUACCACGCCAUGACCUUUGAUUACCGCUACUGGGGCGAGAGCGCAGCGCCGUCAAGAAAUUUCCCCGGCGUCGACAAGAACCGUCUCAUAGUCUGGGGAACUUCUCUCUCCGGAGGCCACGCCCUUGAACUCGGAGCCAAAGACUAUCCCGAACUCGUCGCCGUCAUCGUUCAGGCCCCUCACGUCAACGGCCCAGCCACAAUCUCCGCACUCCCACCCGCGGACAUUCCCUCAAAAAUCGCCGCCGACGUUCAAGAUUCCUCAGGCGCAGGUCUCGGGCAAUCACCCUACUACAUUCCCCUCGCCAACGAGACAGGUCAACUCGGCCUCCUCACCCAAGCGGGUGCCGUGGAAGGGUACCGCUUCAUCCAAGCCGACCCUCCAGCUCCAGGCAACGUCGCCGCUGCUCGUUUCGUCACACAACUCCCCUUCUUCAGCCCGGAUUCCACGGCCGCCAAUAGCAAACUUCCAACUUACUUUGCUGUUGGAUCGGUCGAUAAUGUCACUCCUCCAGAUKCUGCUAUUGCUUUGGCUAAGAAGAUGAAUUCUGAGCUGCAUAUUAUUGAUGGUGCGGGACACUUUGAUGUUUACCCGGGCAAAUUUGCUUAUGAGCAGAAUAUUGCCAACCAGAUUAGUUUCUUGCAGAAGAAUGUACCUCUUUAG
Ramularia collo-cygni is the source of this 891-nucleotide messenger RNA. RefSeq lists its product as uncharacterized. NCBI's taxonomy places the organism in Eukaryota, Fungi, Ascomycota, Dothideomycetes, Mycosphaerellales, Mycosphaerellaceae. The record is from RefSeq and is a predicted model, not a curated record. Bases 1 to 891 code for a protein of 296 amino acids. The transcript has 2 exons.